This is a messenger RNA of Diplodia corticola, 672 nucleotides long. RefSeq names its product dna replication complex gins protein sld5. NCBI's taxonomy places the organism in Eukaryota, Fungi, Ascomycota, Dothideomycetes, Botryosphaeriales, Botryosphaeriaceae. Gene Ontology annotation, cellular component: GINS complex. Gene Ontology annotation, biological process: DNA-templated DNA replication; double-strand break repair via break-induced replication. The transcript is spliced from 3 exons. The record is from RefSeq and is a predicted model, not a curated record. Bases 1 to 672 code for a protein of 223 amino acids.
AUGGACAUCGACGACAUCCUCGCCGAGGUGUCGCGCGACUCGCCCGCGCAGCAACAGGAGCAAGCGGCGCGCGACCUGCAGGAAUUGACCCGCCUCUGGGUCACGGAGCGCGUGGCACCGGAGAUACUACCGUACCCGGAUGCGUUGAUGGAGCGCAUGCUGGAGAGGGUGAGAAGGCAGAUUGAACUCGUCGAGGAGCAGACGGGUAAUAUGGACCCGAAAACGAACUUCCGACUCAUACUCUACCAAACCGAGUUGGAGCGGUUCAAAUUCCUGAUUAGAUCAUUCUUGCGCGCGAGAAUAGCAAAGAUCGACAAGUACCCCCUUCACAUCCUCACAACACCUGAAACCCUUGCCUAUCUGUCAUUACCAGAGCGCCAAUAUCUCGAACAACACCAGGCGCUACUUUCGCGACAUUACGCGGCAUCUUUCCUCUCCUCCUUUCCGUCCCAGUUACAACGUCUGGACGACAAGGCUGGCGGUAUAAGCAUGAUUGACGCGCCGGAUCUGGACACUGCAGUGUUUUGCAGAGUGCUGAGAGAUGUUGGUGUAGUCAGUAUUGGCGGGGUCGAGGAAGAUCGAGAGGAGGAGAUGAGGAGGGGUGAUGUACUAGUAGUGAGAUGGAGGGUCGUGAGGGAGCGUGUAUUGGCAGGAGACGUGGAACUGAUAUAA